This is a messenger RNA of Brassica rapa (field mustard), 3238 nucleotides long. Its product is annotated as histone-lysine N-methyltransferase CLF. The record is from RefSeq and is a predicted model, not a curated record. Gene Ontology annotation, molecular function: histone H3K27 methyltransferase activity; chromatin binding; protein binding. Gene Ontology annotation, biological process: heterochromatin formation. Gene Ontology annotation, cellular component: nucleus; PcG protein complex. NCBI's taxonomy places the organism in Eukaryota, Viridiplantae, Streptophyta, Magnoliopsida, Brassicales, Brassicaceae.
UUAUUUAUUUUUAAAUCAAACAUAAAAAAAAAGUUUUAUAAUUUACACGCUUCCCGAUUCAAAACAACUAUUAAUAAUGUUCUCUAAAAGCAUCUGUAACAAUUUCAAUCUCAAUUUUCUAAUCCGAACAACAAAGAUAGAUAGAUAGAUAAAAAUGAAAAUCGAAGAUAAUCUUCCUUAGGGUUUUAUACGACCCGCGCCAAGUUCCUCCUCUCGGAUCCUGACCCGAACCCGCAUUUUCCUCGGUUCCGAUCUGGCUCCUCGACAAUGGCGUCGGGAGCUUCGCCUUCUUCUUCCGCCACCAGAUCGGACCCGCACAAGCACUCUACGGCGGAGAAGAGAGCUCCAGCGUCUAAGGAAGUUUCAGCAGUGAUAGAUUCGCUUAAGAAGAAGCUCGCAGCUGAUCGGUGUAUCUCAAUUAAGAGAAGGAUUGAUGAGAACAAGAAGAAUGUGCGUGGCAUCACUCAAUCCACUAUGAGGUCGUGUAUGGAGAGAGGAGGCGGUAGCUAUAAAGACGGUAGCGAUCUCUUGGUUAAGAGGCAAAGAGAUUCGCCUGGUAUGAAAAGCGGAGUCAAUGCGAGUGAUGCUGAUAAGAGCAACAACCAUAGCAGCUUCUUAGAAGAUGGGAAUGCUAGUUCAACAACCAUGGUUCAAGGGUCUAGUGUCCCUGUUAAGAUUUCCUUGCGGCCGAUCAAAAUGCCUGAUGUUAAACGUUUGUCGCCUUAUACCACAUGGGUUUUUCUGGAUAGGAAUCAAAGAAUGACUGAAGACCAGUCUGUUGUGGGUCGGAGGAGAAUCUAUUAUGACCAAACCGGCGGGGAAGCACUCAUUUGCAGUGAUAGUGAAGAGGAGGCUAUUGACGAGGAAGAUGAAAAAAGAGCUUUUCUGGAGCCUGAAGAUUUUAUUAUUCGCAUGACCCUUGACCAACUAGGUCUUUCAGACUCUGUCUUGGAGGAACUAGCAAAUUUCUUGUCCAGAAGCUCUAGUGAAAUAAAGGCAAGAUAUGAAGUGCUUAUGAAGGAAAAAGAAGUUUCAGAGAGUGGCGAUAAUCAAGCAGAGAGUUCUCUUCUUAACAAAGAUAUGGAUGGAGCUUUGGAUUCUUUCGACAACCUGUUCUGCCGUCGAUGCCUUGUGUUUGAUUGCCGGCUGCACGGGUGUUCGCAGGAUCUUAUAUUUCCUGCUGAGAAACCAGCUCCAUGGACUCCUCCUGUGGAUGAAAAUCUAACCUGUGGCGCUAACUGCUAUAAAACGCUUCUCAAAUCUAAUAGAAUCCCAGCUAAUGGCACCACCGAAGAUAAAACUGGCACUUCAUCAGAUGGUGCGGGUACUAAAACCACAUCCAAGUUCUCCGGCAAACUUAAUAGGAAAAAAACAAAAACCUUCCCUAGCGAAAGCGCGUCGUCUAAUGAAAAAUGCACGCCAGAAACAAGUGACUCAGAGAACGGCGUUCAGCAGGAUACCAAUCCUGAGAAAGUUUCAUCGACAUCAAAGGUGAAAGCUAGUGGGAGACGUGGAGGUCGUAAGAGGAACAACAACCGAGUUGCUGAGCGAGUUUCUCGUAGGACUCAAAAGAGGCAAAAGAAGUCAGAAGCUUCCGAUACUGAUUCCAUCGCCACUGGGAGUCGUUCAGCAAGCGAUGCAAAACAUAAAGAUAAUGAAGAUGCUACAUCCUCUUCUCAGAAGCAUGUAAAAUCUGGGAGCUCUAAGAAUUCAAGAAAGAAUGACACUCCUGUAGAUGACUCCAAGAAUUCUGUGAAGGGUGACGAUCCUGUUUCUCAGUUAAAUGCUGUUGCAUCUGAACCGUGUAGCGAUGGAAGUUUAAGGAAAGAAGAGUUUGUGGGUGAAAAUGUAUGUCCAGGAGGACUGUCUGAAGAUAAAUCGUGGAGACCACUUGAGAAAAGCCUGUUCCAAAAAGGUGUUGAGAUUUUUGGAAUGAAUAGCUGCAUGAUUGCUAGGAACCUUCUGUGUGGUCUCAAGUCGUGUUGGGAGGUCUUCCAAUACAUGACUUGCUCGGAGAACAAAGCUUCCUUCUUCGGAGGUGAUGCAUUGAAUCCCGACGGCUCUUCCAAGUUUGAUAUCAAUGGAAAUAUGACUAAUAACCAAGUGCGAAGAAGGUCAAGAUUUCUACGUAGAAGAGGCAAAGUGCGCCGCUUGAAGUAUACUUGGAAGUCUGCUGCAUAUCAUUCAAUUAGGAAAAGAAGUACCGAUAAGAAAGACCAGCCGUGCCGUCAAUUUAAUCCAUGCAACUGCAAAACUGCUUGCGGGAAGGAAUGUACUUGUUUGCUAAACGGGACUUGCUGCGAGAAGUACUGCGGUUGCCCAAAGAGCUGCAAGAACAGGUUUAGAGGUUGUCAUUGUGCCAAAAGCCAGUGUCGGAGCCGUCAAUGUCCGUGCUUUGCUGCAGAUCGGGAAUGUGAUCCUGAUGUUUGUAGGAAUUGCUGGGUCAUUGGUGGGGAUGGUACGCUUGGGGUCCCUAGCCAAAGAGGCGAUAAUUAUGAGUGCAGGAAUAUGAAAUUACUCCUGAAACAACAACAAAGGGUUUUACUUGGAAUAUCUGAUGUAUCUGGUUGGGGAGCUUUCCUAAAGAACAGUGUAAGUAAACACGAAUAUCUCGGGGAAUACACAGGAGAGCUGAUAUCACAUAAAGAAGCAGAUAAACGAGGGAAGAUAUAUGAUCGCGAGAAUUCCUCUUUUCUCUUUAAUCUAAAUGAUCAGUUUGUGCUAGAUGCUUAUAGGAAAGGAGACAAACUGAAGUUCGCCAAUCAUUCCCCUGAACCUAACUGUUACGCAAAGGUCAUUAUGGUUGCUGGAGAUCAUAGAGUGGGUAUUUUUGCAAAGGAGAGGAUAUUGGCUGGAGAAGAACUGUUUUAUGAUUACAGGUAUGAGCCAGAUCGAGCUCCUGCUUGGGCCAGAAAACCUGAAGCUUCAGGUUCUAAGAAAGAUGAGAAUGUUACACCUUCUGUUGGUAGACCCAAGAAGGUUGCUUAGUCGCAGGCUUGCAGCAACCAACAUUAAAUCGACACAGAAAAAAAAACACCAUUAAUCUUUAUUAUCUACUCUUGGAAGAACACUUACAAAUCCAUACAUUUUGCUGAGCCUAAAGAAAAGCUUUUUCCCGUCGGAUUUUCAAUUCCUUCUUUCAUUUUAUGACAUGAUGCUUCAAUUUUAAUUUUUUUUUAUAUUUUGGCAUUGCUUAGGUUGCAAGAAUUUUGAAGUGUUAUACAUUUCUGGAUUAUCA